Oreochromis niloticus (Nile tilapia) is the source of this 1487-nucleotide messenger RNA. RefSeq names its product transmembrane protein 253 (gene tmem253). The coding region runs from base 176 to 814 and encodes 212 amino acids. Lineage: Eukaryota; Metazoa; Chordata; Actinopteri; Cichliformes; Cichlidae. Gene Ontology annotation, cellular component: membrane. The record is from RefSeq and is a predicted model, not a curated record. The transcript has 7 exons.
UUAUCAUCCAACUCAAGUGAACUUUGACCAAACAAGUUUACUGUGUGGUAUAAGAAGUAACUUUGUAGCCGUGAGAAAAGCCGUUUAAUGUCUGUUAUUCUGGUUGGAUGGAUAUUUUCUGUUUAUAUGAAAGCCCGUGGAUGAAUAAACGAGGGCUUUACAACAUCUGGGCAAGAUGAGGCAGAACAUGUUUCAGGAGGGAUUGUACCAAGUAUUUUUUAAGGAGACCCCCUCACCAUCCCCACAAACUGAGGUCACCAAUAACGGGGAGCUAAGCAAUGCCAGGAUUCAUCGUUGGUUCGGUGCUGUGGUUAAUACUAGACUUUUAGUCAGUGGGGUCAUUCAAAUCCUCAGUGCCUUAGCUUGCAUACUAACCACAGUCACUCACGCAUGUGUGAGCUACAGCUGUGCUAUCACCAUGACAACACCAGCAUGGUCAAGCAUAUUUUAUGUGGCUGCUGGGUGUCUUGCAAUAGAGGUUCAAAGAAAAGCGAAUAAACCGAAGAUCAUCGCUCUGAUGGGUGUGAACGUCUUUAGUCUCGUGUUUGGAUUCUCAGCUUUGCUGGCCAACGGUAUCAGAGCUGCACAAGCCGUUACACUCACUUACCAACAGCGUGCUGGUUCUUAUGUUGCAAGGGCGAGCACCAUAGUGUUCACCGUACAUUGCUUCCUGGCAUCACUCUACAUACUUUUCCUGUCCUGGAGGGGUCUGCGCCGCUACAGUUCUCCCCAUUUUCAGGUUUACAGUCGCGUCUCACAGGAUCCAGAUGAAACCAAUGGGCCUCUCCUGGAACAAGUGGAAUUUAAUAUGUGAAAGAUCUGAAAUCUCAUUGCAAGCAUUGUUACUGUUGUUAAAUUGUUUGUUUGAUCUGAAUAUAUUAAUGUUGUAAAUCUGUUAAAGGCCUAUCCUCCAGACAACCAUUCACCCUCACACUCACAUCUCAGAACAGUUCCUAAAAACAUCAGUUAUUCUAACAUGGAUGUCUUUGGACGGUGAGAGGAAGCUGGAUUACCAGGAGAGAGCUGACAUAGACACAGGCCUCCACAGAGACUUCAGACUGGCUGGUGGAGUCAAACCCAGGACCCUCUUAUUGUCAAAAACUUGACAGUGGAAAUUGCUGUCAUAUAUAAAUAUGUCAAUAAAAUUUGGUCUUUUUUACUUUAUUUUUUGUAAAUCAAAGGCUAUAACGGUUAAAACUGCUGCCAUGGUUGUGUUUCUUCAUUUACUUCGAUGUUAUUCUGCAGAGGACUCUAGGGGGCGAUGCUGCCACAGAUUUUUCACAUCGUAAACCAGUGUGAUAUUUUACUCCACUGCAGUAGUUAAGCGUAAACCUGGAUAAUGAAUUUCAUUUUAUUAUUUAAGUUUUCCGGUCAUUUUCUUUUUCAGCACUCAGGACCUUCAGGGCUGAGAAGCCAGAGUGAUCUAAUGAAAAUGCAUCUUCUUCAGUUGUAAUCUAUCCAUCGCUGACUGUAAAUAAAUGUUCCUG